AAUCUCACAUCGUCUUCGUCUUCUUCUACUCAUACUUAUGUUACUUCUUCCUUUUCCUUCUCACCAUCGCCAAACCCGAUAAUCCCAUAUCAUCAACCGCCGAAUCUUCUCUUCCUCUUCGCUUCCAACAAUGCCUGCCCAGAAGCGCUGUUCGCCGGGAAAUUCCCACGAUGACGACGACGGUGAUGCAGAGCCCACGCUUCAUCCCAGGCCCAAGCAAUCUCGGCCCGAACCUCACCCUAAGGACGACCUGGAACUUCUUUUACGACGCCAUGAAGAACAAGGACUUGAUGAGGAAACUGAAGAAGAAGUAGAAGAAGAACAAGUGAAACAACAAGCGUUGGAAGACGACGACGGCGACGAUGAUGAUGAGGAUGAAGAGGAUUCUGAGGGAACUCCAUCUUCGAGCUCUCAGCUAAAACCAGAUUUUGUCUUUGUAAAACUGCCAGAAAUACGUAAGGAUGUGCAAUGUCCGAUUUGUCUAGGUAUUAUUAAGAAAACACGAACUGUAAUGGAAUGCCUACACAGGUUUUGCAGGGAAUGCAUUGACAAAUCAAUGCGAAUGGGGAACAAUGAGUGUCCUGCUUGCCGGACACAUUGUGCCAGUCGACGAUCCCUGAGAGAUGAUCCAAACUAUGAUGCCCUUAUUGCAGUUUUAUAUCCAGAUAUUGAGAAAAAGCAUUAUUCACUGUCACUUUUUCAGGAAUUAGCAUUUCACGAAGAGGAGAAGACUCGAAAUAAGCAGAUCCAAGCAUCAAUUGCCCAAAUAUUUCAAAGACAAUCAGAAGCUCUAAUUAAGAGACGCACACUUGGGAAAGACACACCAGAUACAUAUACAGCAAGGACACAACGCAUUCAUCGAAAUUCUUAUUCAAGGAGAAGAAGUAGCCGAGCUGUUGAGCUUCAAGGAUCUGAAGACAAUGAGGAUGGAAAUGAUAACAAUAUAGGCAAAGGUGAAUCUUCCAAUGAUGAGAGUCGUAUAGAAACCAGACAUAGACGACGCAAGAGACAAGCAGGUACUCGGUCUUCUCAGCCUUCAUCAUCAGUGGCCAAUUCAGAUGGAAACACUGAAAAUGACUUGGAGAUGAAUGGAGAGAAACGGGGAAUUUCUCCUGGUAUUGCAUGGAACUCUGAAAUACUUGCUUGGGGAAGGGGUGGUGCUCGUAGUAACACUCGUCAUGGAAGUGCUGGUGGUUUCAACAAUAAAAGUUCCCGAAACACUCGUUUAUCCAAAUUGGUUGAUUACCUUCGGAGCUUAGAGGAAAACAGUGAUGAGUUAGAAUUACAUCUCGUGCUGAUUUCUCUGGACAAACAGAGUACGCCCAGUUUGCAGCAGUCUCACCUUUGCUGUCGGCCAAGUUUGUCUGUUAAACACCUAUGUGAAUAUGUCGCACGUCAGACACCUUUGAAAGCCGAAGAAGUCGAAUUUUUGGUGGUUAAAGGACAACAACCCCUCCCCAAAGAUGACAAAACAACCUCAGAUACAGAUUCAACGUCCCUGGUGGUGGUUGAUCCAUGCAGAGAUGACCUGCAAGUUUUGGAAGCAGAAGAAACUUUGGCUGGGGUCAAAGCCCAUUGCAGUCCGAGUCCGGGCAAUUUGAUACUCGGGUAUCGGCGGAAGGGAGUCUUUUAACACAUUUCAAGGCUUUUUCGACACAGAUUGGUUCUGCAUAAAAUAUAGUGAAAAAGGUUGUUUAUAAUUCAUUACUGACAAGGGUCGAGAGUUUAGUGAUAAUAAUAAAUGUGGUGCUGGAAGUAGAAGAUUUACUAAGCACAGAGAAUCAUAAAAUAAUAAUUUUACAAUGGAAAUUCAAAUUUUAUAUUUGCUUA
Molecule: messenger RNA, 1830 nt
Organism: Humulus lupulus (European hop)
Lineage: Eukaryota; Viridiplantae; Streptophyta; Magnoliopsida; Rosales; Cannabaceae
Product: putative E3 ubiquitin-protein ligase RING1a
Exons: 10
Coding region: 131-1633 (500 amino acids)
Source: RefSeq, a predicted model, not a curated record